Messenger RNA from Balaenoptera ricei (Rice's whale), 2141 nucleotides. RefSeq names its product RNA-binding protein 4-like. The record is from RefSeq and is a predicted model, not a curated record. Gene Ontology annotation, cellular component: nuclear speck. Lineage: Eukaryota; Metazoa; Chordata; Mammalia; Artiodactyla; Balaenopteridae. Gene Ontology annotation, biological process: mRNA splicing, via spliceosome. Gene Ontology annotation, molecular function: mRNA binding; zinc ion binding.
CUCAAGCAGCCCUUCCCCCACGACCUCCCCCGAGAAUACCUUGCUUUCUCCCCACCUUGCCCUCUACCCGACUUUGCUCGGCUUAACUGCGUCGAGGCUUUUACCGAGAUAACCGCGCUUCCCUUAGACUUAGGAAUUACAACCCCGUUUCGAGAAUUUUUCAAGCCCCAAGACACUCGUCUGGCCGAUGAGGUUCAAGGCCCCUUCUCCGACCAUGCAUUUCUCCAGUUCUCCAGGAGCUCGUAGGACGGCACCCCGAGAGAGGCGUUCCCCGCUCCAGCACUUCUGUACUCUCCGAACGCCUCGCUGUCCAGCUUAAGUCACGGGUUCACUGCUUCCAAAGGAAACCCUAAAACGUAGCUAUUAUAAGGUCCUUUUUUCAGGAAAUGGCUAAUUCUUCGGUUACGAGAAGAAGAGCCAAUUCAUAAUUUCAGUCAGUUCGGUCAGCCAAGUAGUUAGACCUUUGUUUUCUGUCUUUUUUUGUUUUUGGCGACGGAGCCGCCGCCUGGCUUGCGGAAUCUUAGUUCCCCGACCAGGGAUUGAACCCGGGCCCUCAGCAGUGAAAGCGUGGAGUCCUAACCGGACCUCCAGGAAAUUUGCCGUCUAUUUAGUAGACUGUGUCCGAGAUGGUGAAGCUGUUCAUUGGAAACCUGCCCCGGGAGGCCACAGAGCAGGAGAUCCGCUCACUCUUCGAGCAAUAUGGGAAGGUGCUGGAGUGUGACAUCAUUAAGAACUACGGCUUUGUGCACAUAGAGGACAAGACGGCGGCCGAGGAUGCCAUACGCAACCUGCAUCACUACAAGCUGCACGGGGUGAACAUCAACGUGGAAGCCAGCAAGAAUAAGAGCAAAACAUCCACAAAGUUGCAUGUAGGCAAUAUCAGUCCUACUUGUACCAACAAGGAGCUUCGGGCCAAGUUUGAGGAGUAUGGUCCAGUCAUUGAAUGUGACAUCGUGAAAGAUUAUGCCUUUGUACACAUGGAGCGGGCAGAGGAUGCAGUGGAGGCCAUCAGGGGCCUUGACAACACAGAGUUUCAAGGCAAACGAAUGCACGUGCAGUUGUCCACCAGCCGGCUUAGGACUGCGCCCGGGAUGGGAGACCAGAGCGGCUGCUAUCGGUGCGGGAAAGAGGGGCACUGGUCCAAAGAGUGUCCGGUAGAUCGUUCGGGCCGAGUGGCAGACUUUACCGAGCAAUAUAAUGAGCAAUAUGGAGCAGUGCGUACACCUUACGCCAUGAGCUAUGGGGAUUCAUUGUAUUACAACAACGCGUACGGAGCGCUCGAUGCCUACUACAAGCGCUGCCGUGCUGCCCGGUCCUAUGAGGCAGUGGCUGCUGCAGCUGCCCUGCGUAUAAUUACGCAGAGCAGACCCUGUCCCAGCUGCCACAAGUCCAGAACACAGCCAUGGCCAGUCACCUCACCUCCACCUCUCUCGAUCCCUACGAUAGACACCUGUUGCCGACUUCAGGAGCUGCUGCUGCUACAGCUGCUGCUGCUGCAGCAGCCGCUGCUGCUGUUACUGCAGCUUCCACUUCAUAUUACGGGCGCGAUCGGAGCCCCCUGCGUCGCGGCCCAGUCCCCACUGUUGGAGAGGGCUACGGUUACGGGCAUGAGAGUGAGUUGUCCCAAGCUUCGGCGGCCGCGCGGAAUUCCCUGUACGACAUGGCCCGGUAUGAGCGGGAGCAGUAUGCGGAUCGGGCGCGGUAUUCAGCCUUUUAAAGCUUGAGGUGGGAUGUGUGUGGGCUGAAAUUCCGAGCUGCGGUUGUGCAUGAGAAUACACCCUUCGUGGUACCCCAUCUCCGGGACGUUCUCAGCUCUGUGCGUUCAGUCCCCCAGGAACCAUGGACCUUAAUUUACCUUGUUAAGUUCAGACCACCUCUUCUUUCCUCUCUCCUGCCCAUUUCCCUGUUCUUUCUGUCCUUCAAUACUUCUGUAGCUUCCCAUCAUGUUCUGUUCUCCCAGCAGGCCUCAUUGCGUGCAGAAACUGGUGGGGGUUGUGCUGUAUCCCCACCUCCUGCUUCCAGUGGGUGUUGUGAGAGUGUCACUGCUCCUGAGUCUUUUUGACCCAAAGGCUUAUGGCAGGUAGACACAUAGAGUUGGAUCACUUUUUUCUUUCCGGUGAAAUAAAUGGUUUUUCAACUUA